Microthlaspi erraticum is the source of this 1086-nucleotide messenger RNA. The record is from the annotation of a GenBank genome assembly. Lineage: Eukaryota; Viridiplantae; Streptophyta; Magnoliopsida; Brassicales; Brassicaceae.
AUGUCACCCGGGGAAUCUUCGGAACCACUGUCUCUUCCCGAAGACGUCAUCGUGGACAUCAUAGCACGUGUACCAAGAUUCGACUAUCCAACACUCUCCCUCGUUUCUAAGCACUUCCGGUCACUUGUUACGUCGCCUAAGCUAUACGCGAGUCGAUCCUUGUUGGGCUUCACCGAACACUGUCUCUAUGUUGUACUCUAUAAUCACUUUGAUAAUUCGAAUUCCCGGUGGUAUAUUCUCUGCCGCAAACCAGACGGCAACCUUCGCUUAGUCCUUAUCUCGUCGCUUCCCCCUUUGCAUGGCAAUGGGAGCUUUGUCGCGGUGGGUUCAAUGAUAUAUGUGUUUGACAAUACGACAUCAAGUGCCUCAAGUAUCGAUUGUAAAUCUCACACGGUGCAAAAGCUCCAUAAUAUGCCUAUACACAUGGUUCAUACAGUCGCUGGCCUCAUUGAUGGGAAAAUAUACGUAAGUGGAUAUUGUAAUCGUGCUUCGAAAAAUGUCAUGGUGGUGUUCAAUACAGAAACAAAAAUGUGGGAGCCAGAGAUAAAGCCAAUUGCAAACAAGGAGACAUGCAAAAGGUGGACGCGUAAUUGUGUGGUGAUGGCUGGUAAGAUUUACACGAAAGAUCCUUUUAAUAGCUUUGUUUACGACCCACAAAAGAGUAAAUGGGAAACUGACGAUAUGCUGAAUUCUAAGAAGUGGAAGAACGCGUGUGUGGUCGAUGACGUAUUGUACUAUCACGAUUGUCAUGUGAACAGUUUAAGAACGUAUGAUCCAAAGCAGAGGUGUUGGGGAGUGGUUGAAGGUGUGGAAGAGUUAAUGUGGUAUGGGACGAGAUAUUCAGUGUGGUCAGAGACUGUGAGUUACGGUGGGAAAUUGGCUUUGUUUUAUCCUAGAGAAGGUAGAAAAAACGAGAUUUGGUUUCAAUUCAAAAAUAAAGAAAAAGAGAUUUCGAAUAUUUGGUGUGCGGAGAUUUCGCUGGAGAAAAGACAAGGAGGAGAGAUUUGGGGUAAAGUUGAGUGGUUUGGUCAUGUUAUGGAUCGUGGAAAGUUUUCCAUAGCAGAAUCUCUAGCUGUUAUGGUUUGA